ACAACAUACACACAAAUCCCACAUCACACCCAUCCUCCUGCCUCCCACAUUCGCGCUAUCCGCCAAGCCAACGCCACGCCGCGCCUCCGGUAUCCAAGUGACCACACCCGCCACCCAAACCGCGACGAGGAAAGCCCAACGCGCAACUUCCAAGCGACCAGACGCAACAAUACUGUGUCGAGCACACGCCUACCACCCCAACCUCCACUGAAAAUCGGCGAAAGGACUAGCCCAACAUGUCGCAAGCCUACGAGCGUGAACAGCAAAACAACUCUCGUCUGGACGAACUCGCGUCCAAAGUGUCUGCCCUCCGCGGCGUGACGAUAGAUAUUUAUGAUAAUGCGAGGGAUCAGGGUGUUAUUGAUAUCCGAUACUUUCUCAUCCUUCUCAACCACGCUCAAGGGCUCAGCAACACGAUUGACAAGAAUGGCGUCGUCGGGGAAUAAAGUUGCGAUAUUAAAACUUUCGGGAAUGAUAAUAGCGGGGGUUGCGGUGCUGUAUUGGAUGUGGCAUUUGAUUUUUUGAGGGGGGCUGGUUGUGUUUUUGCAGGAGACAUAGGCUGGCUGAGGAAAGAUGAGAAGGAGGAGGGGGAGGGCUUGAUAUGCAGGUUAUGGUCAAGAGAUGGAGGAGCAAGCACAUUUCAGAGGGGUUCUUUGGGGUAUCUCAUACGCCGGGUGCGUUGGGUGCGAUAAUUGAGGGCAGUCAAUAUUGUGGCAAAUCAUUUCCACGGGAAAAACAGAUGCAUGUAAUUUCCUCUUGCAUGUUCGGCGUUGGGGAAACGAGUCAAAGGGGUUGAGGCGUUUCUUGGUUUCGUAGUUGCAAUUCAGUUCAGCAGCGGUCUAUAAGAAUUAUAUCAUGUACAAUACACAAAACCCAAAUUUGGCAUCUUUCCAAUGCAUGGUCGGGUUGCAUUAGGAGUGCAACACGCUAUUAU
Pyrenophora tritici-repentis Pt-1C-BFP is the source of this 934-nucleotide messenger RNA. The record is from RefSeq and is a predicted model, not a curated record. NCBI's taxonomy places the organism in Eukaryota, Fungi, Ascomycota, Dothideomycetes, Pleosporales, Pleosporaceae.